AUGGCCAUUGCCAUGGGCUGGCAGAAACCCGACAAUGUCGCGGGCUCGUCGGCGCCGGCCAUCAUGGUCGGCCUGUUUGUGGCCUCGGGCGGGUUGCUGUUCGGCUACGAUACUGGGGCCAUAAACGGCAUCCUUGCCAUGACAGAGUUCAAACAGCAGUUCGGAAAAAACACAAAUUGUACAGACGAUGACGGAAACAUUGAAAUAUGCACCAAAGACUCUUCCAUCAUCGUCGCCAUCCUCAGCGCCGGAACCGCCCUGGGCGCUCUGAUUGCUGCGCCCACAGGCGACACUCUCGGACGCCGAAAGACUCUGAUGGUUGCCGUUGGUAUCUUCUGCCUCGGCUCCAUCUUUCAGGUUUGCGCUCAGGAUAUUGAUAUGCUGCUGGCUGGAAGAUUUCUUGCCGGCGUUGGCGUAGGAGCCAUCUCUGUCCUUGUUCCUUUGUAUCAGUCCGAAAUGGCUCCCAAAUGGAUACGAGGUACUCUCGUUUGCGCAUAUCAACUCUCCAUCACCUGCGGCCUUCUUGCCGCCUCCAUUGUCAACAUUCUCACCUCACGUCUCAAGGACGCAUCAGCUUACCGUAUCCCCCUCGGCCUCCAAAUCGUACCCGCUGUCAUCCUCACUGUCGGCCUAUUACUAUUACCAGAGACCCCACGCUUCCUAGUAAAGAAGGGUCUCAUCGAUGCCGCUGGUCUUUCACUCAGUCGACUACGACGACUUGACAUUACCCAUCCAGCACUGGUUGACGAACUCCAGGAAAUCGUUGCCAACCACCAAUACGAGCUGACAUUAGGCCCUGACACCUACAAGGAUAUCUUUGUUGGAUCGCCACAUCUUGGACGACGCACGCUUACCGGCUGUGGCCUGCAGAUGCUACAGCAGCUCACUGGUAUCAACUUUAUCAUGUAUUACAGCACCACCUUCUUUGGCGGUGCUGGUGUCGAAAGCCCUUACACCAAGUCACUAAUCAUCAACAUUAUCAACGUCGUAUCAACUAUCCCAGGCCUAUUAGUCAUUGAGCACUGGGGUCGGCGGAAACUCUUGAUGAUCGGAGCCAUCGGUAUGGCUGCUUGCCAACUCCUCAUGGCCUCUUUCAAUACCGCCACAGGGCCCAACUUUGAAAAGGCAUCACAGACCAUCCUGGUCACCUUUUGCGCCAUCAACAUCGCCUUCUUCGCUGCGUCCUGGGGCCCAGUCGUCUGGGUCGUCACCUCCGAGAUAUACCCCCUCAAAGUACGAGCCAAGGCCAUGUCUGUAUCGACAGCUUCGAACUGGAUUCUCAACUUUGGCAUUGCGUACAGCGCUCCUUUCAUGGUCGGCACUGGCCCAGGCAACGCCGCCUUUGGCCCCAAGAUCUUUUUCAUAUGGGGCGCCUUUUGCAUCAUCGCCGUCUUCUUUGUAUGGUGUAUGGUAUACGAGACAAGCAAAAUCAGCCUGGAACAGAUCGACGAAAUGUACGAGCGGGUUAAUCACGCGUGGAACAGCAAGUCGUUUGAGCCAAGCUGGAGCUUCCAGCAGAUGCUCAACGACGGCUGGUCUCCAAGCGCCCAACCGCCCGCUGAUCACGAACUACAAGUGACGACGACAGCCUCGAGCGCCGACACAACGCUCGGCGACGGUGACACAUCUUCAAUAACGGUGAACAACAACACCAACACAUCACGCAAUAACGACGACGGGCAGAACAAGGGACCGCCGGCCAUGGCAAUGGCCAACGUCGAUUUUAGCUACUAGGCUUAGUGUGUGUCGGUCGGAGUUGUUUGUCUGGGUAUAUUACGUGUCUUUCGUCCUCAACGUCACAUAGGGAAUCAGCGAUGGAGUUCGAUGAGGUGGAGUUAUGCGGGGUUCACGUGUCUUUUUAUGUGUCUGCCUACUUGUUUCUUUUUGUCACUUACGUCUUUUCAACUUUUGGGAUUUAUAUCACCCCCAGCUGGGGUUCAGGGUCAGUCAAGGAACAUGGGACUUGGGCAAAGUGGGUUGGAUACCAAACUCGCCUAUUCGGCUUUCUGGUUACUAUCGUUUUUUUAGGGGUUAUGCCGUCGAUGAAUGGGAUGGGAGCCCGGAUACCCUGUGGGCAGCGACUAAUUGUCGAGAGAAGCGCGGGAAGGUGACGGCGCAUGGCCACGGAUUCUUGGGUUACAGACAAGACAGUGGAUUAUUCGGUCUGAUUACCUGUCAAA
Molecule: messenger RNA, 2180 nt
Organism: Fusarium vanettenii 77-13-4
Lineage: Eukaryota; Fungi; Ascomycota; Sordariomycetes; Hypocreales; Nectriaceae
Exons: 3
Coding region: 1-1734 (577 amino acids)
Biological process (GO): carbohydrate transport; transmembrane transport
Cellular component (GO): membrane
Molecular function (GO): carbohydrate:proton symporter activity
Source: RefSeq, a predicted model, not a curated record